GGUCGUCCGACUUGUGCCAUGAGGUCGACGCAAGGCCUUCGCGGUGCGCGAGAGCUCGCCAAGGCCAAGCUCUACGCCACCUCGAGCCGCCCCGAGUGGAAUAACGAGCAGCAGGACUUGAGCCAGCUUCAGUGCUCGGACAAGGAAUUGGCGCUCAAGCACGAGCAGCGGACGUCUAAGCACCUCGAGACAGCCAAAGCGGACCUCUACUUCAAAGCCCAAGCGGACCAGCUCGCGGCUCGUGAGCGAGCGCUGCUUCGCGAUCAAGAAGAGACGCGCAAUCAGCAGUCGAAUGUUCUGAGCCAGCAAGUCAAGCUCAACAAACUCUAUGAAGUCGUCGAGAAGCGCAAUCACGAAGUAGCGCAAAGGGAAGCCAAGCUCGAUGCGCUUGAGAAGGCGUUGCGGGACCGAGAGGUCUUCUUGGCGCAGUGCCAAGCUGCGCUUCAAGCCAAGGAAGCCCAAGUCGCACAGCCCCCAGCCCAGCCGCCGCCAGGAUCUUGUGAUGAAAGUGACAGCCGAGAGCUCGCCCUUCAACACCGCGCGCAGGAGCUAGCGCUAUGGGGGGAACGGCUCGUGCUGCAAGAGAAGCAGCUGGCCACGAUGGAAACGCUCUUUGAGACGCGUCAACAGGAGUGGGAAGACAGCCGCCGUCGCCUCCAAGCCCAGCAUGCGGAUGCCGUCACGACGUGGCAGCUCGAGACGCAAGCGACGACCGUCCGGCUCGCCGAGGCGCGCGAGAAAGAAUUGCGUCAGUACCAAGACAAUAUGUCCAAAUUGGCACUCGAACAAGGGCGACUGCGAGAUCAAGAAGCCGUGCUCCGGGCCAUCAAAGAGGCAACAUCGACGAUGACCAACGAGCACAAGACGCGCGAUGCGGAGCUCGCAGCACGUGCGACUGCGGUCGCCGAGCGAGAGGCGGAGGUCGCAGCGAGAGCGACCGAGCUGGACGCACGCGCGCUCGAGCUGGAAACGAGAGACAAUGUGCGGGUCGAGAAGGAAAAAUGGCUGCGGAAUCGGGAACGAAAACUCGACGUGCUUGCACAGGAUGUCGAGACGCAGCACGAGCUCAACGUGCAAAAGACGAUCGAGCUGGCUCAAGCAGCGGCUCGGCACCCGCCGCUCAACAGUACUACGAUGUCGGUCGCAGUUGCGCAUACCAAUGUGACCGAGGAUAUACCCAUCGCGCUGCCUUUGGCCCAGAAGCCAAAGGAAGGUGGACGAGCCCUGCGUCGGUCGCAUUCGACUUCGGUCCGCCACAGCUCGGUUGAUCCGCCCAAGAACAAUUAUUGCAAACCCAACAACUAACGUCAACGAAUCACAAGUACGGCUGUUGCAGCGUAGUACACGGGUCGAAUCUCUCCACUGUGUUUGGAUGGAAACGAAGCUGCCCACUUGACCCGCGAAUCAACUAGGACUGAGUUCAUCAAUGCAACGCUCCCGGUAGCGUUUGGUGUCGCA
Molecule: messenger RNA, 1458 nt
Organism: Saprolegnia diclina VS20
Lineage: Eukaryota; Oomycota; Saprolegniomycetes; Saprolegniales; Saprolegniaceae
Exons: 14
Coding region: 19-1305 (428 amino acids)
Source: RefSeq, a predicted model, not a curated record